This is a messenger RNA of Colletotrichum scovillei, 1105 nucleotides long. RefSeq names its product brix domain-containing protein. The transcript has 5 exons. Gene Ontology annotation, cellular component: nucleolus. Bases 194 to 1105 code for a protein of 303 amino acids. Gene Ontology annotation, biological process: rRNA processing; ribosomal large subunit assembly. NCBI's taxonomy places the organism in Eukaryota, Fungi, Ascomycota, Sordariomycetes, Glomerellales, Glomerellaceae. Gene Ontology annotation, molecular function: rRNA binding. The record is from RefSeq and is a predicted model, not a curated record.
CUACACCGGGUCACCGCCUGGCCGAUAAGCUCUCUUAUCGGGCGUCCCGUCUGUAGCGGGAAGAAAAAAAUUUGGGCUGGUCGCAAACCGUCGGCUUCUGUUUCCUGCAGGUGGGCUGCGAUAUCUUCUUCGCGUCAAACAUCAACCUUCGACGUCGCCGACACACCCCACACCACCUCCGUGACCCGACAAGAUGGCUUCCGUAUACAAGUCAUUGUCUAAGAAGGCCGACAAGCCUGAGGCGCCGACCAAUGGCGUCAAGAAGGUGCGCCAGAAGAGGCGCGCUCUGGUUCUUUCAAGCAGAGGCGUCACUUACAGACACCGACACCUGAUGACCGAUAUUCACUCGAUGAUGCCCCACGGAAAGUUGGACAGCAAGUUCGAUACCAAGUCAAAACUCCACGUCCUCAACGAACUCGCCGAGCUCAACUCGACACCUCAGAUUUGCUACUUGGAGGCCAGGAAGCACCAGGACUUGUACAUGUGGUUGGCAAACGCACCGAACGGCCCCAGUGUGCGUCUUCACAUUCAGAAUAUCAUGACCAUGGAGGAGUUGCGAUUCCCGGGUAACUGUCUUAAGGGCAGCCGUCCUAUACUGUCCUUUGAUGCCGCAUUCGACACCGAGCCUCAUCUUCAAGUCAUCAAGAACUUGAUGACAAUGGUGUUCGGUGUUCCAGAGGGAGCGAGAAAGUCCAAGCCUUUCGUGGACCACGUGAUGGGAAUCAGCUGGGUUGACGAGAAGAUCUGGAUCCGCUACUUCGAGAUCAAGGAGAUCGAUGCCGAGACGGAGGAGGAAACCGGAAAGUCAGUCCUCAGAGGAGGCAAGACAGAUGUCGCCCUGGUGGAGAUUGGUCCGCGGUGGACGGCAACCCCGAUUGUCAUACUCGAAGGCAGCAUGUGUGGAAGCAAGAUCUGGGAGAGCCGAAGCUUCGUCUCCCCGAACCAGAUUCGUGCGGACCUGAGGAAGAAGAAGUCUACUCGCCACGUCUCGCGGACGGAGCAGGAGGUAGAGCGGGCGACAAAGAGAGGCGAGCUCGGCCUCAGAAGCAAGGGUGGAAAGAGCGCGGCGAAGGACGAGCUGGAUACCAAGGCACUAUUUGCGUAA